Molecule: messenger RNA, 1254 nt
Organism: Limulus polyphemus (Atlantic horseshoe crab)
Lineage: Eukaryota; Metazoa; Arthropoda; Merostomata; Xiphosura; Limulidae
Product: beta-1,4-galactosyltransferase galt-1-like
Exons: 1
Coding region: 1-1254 (417 amino acids)
Source: RefSeq, a predicted model, not a curated record
AUGAUUACUGUUGGAUUUUAUGCAUUUCUGUCUCCUAAUAAGCUGCAUGCUCUUUGGAAAACGGAUUAUGUACGACCAAUUGGAUUGAAAAUCACAAAAGAUCCUGAGAAUAACCAAAAAGAUGACUGGAUAAAACUUACUAAAAAUAUCCACGUAUACUCGGCAUUCUGGGAUGACAGAUUGAAACCUUUCAAAAGAUUUGUUCGAGUUGUAGCUGUUGCACCACGUGUUGGCCUAAAUCAAAGGAAUAUCAGCUGCGUCGCUUACAACCAGAGCCGAAAUGAUUCCAUCGUGAUCCCUACCAGCUACGAAGUCAUUGAGGAGCAUCAUUUUCAAAAGUACUCAGCUGUGUACUUUAUCUGUCAUUGGCCUAGAAAGAGACGACCUCCCACUUUCAUAAACUUACGUCAUAAUCCUACGUCAGUGGAAUCCAGGAAACUUUCUGUCCAUAUUGGACAUAAGAAUAAUUUUUCAGAAACUCAAAAUAAGAUGGCAGCUUGUGCUCGUCCCUUCUUUGGACCGUUUAACGACACAUUAGCUUUGGCAGAGUUUGUGGCUGUAUACAGCAUAAUAGGAGUUAAUCAUUUUACCUUUUAUAACUACCAAAUAUCAAACGAGACCAAGCUGUUCAUAUCUUCUCUACAAAAACAAGGAUUGCAAAUUGAACUUCUUCCUUGGAGCCUACCAAAGUCGGUGAUAACAAAAACCUGGGCAUUUGGUCAGUUGGCUAGCACUCAGGAUUGUAUUUAUAGAAACAUGUUUGAUUAUAAAUACGUGGUCUUGGUAGAUAUGGAUGAAUUUAUUUUUCCACAGAAUCAUCGAACUCUUCAGGAAAUGAUAACGUCCUUGCCAACGAAAAAUUGGAGUAACUUAGUGUUCCAAAAUUCUUUCUUUUGUAACCAACAUCCAGAGGAUCCUCUGUAUUCGGAUACCGACAUGCCGCUCAGAACUUUGAAACAUGUGAUACGCGAAAGGAAGAUAUGGAGCCCCUACGUCAGAUCCAAACUUAUAGUCCAACCUUCCAAGAUAAUCACGUGUGGUAUUCAUUUCGUUUGGAGGCAUUUUAAGGCAUGGAAUUCUUUCAUGGUGUCGCCUCAGGUGAGCAUUCUGCACCACUACCGUCCUGCUUUGUGUACCAAAGAUCAUUCGAAAUUAAUUGUAGACAAACAUGCAUUAAAAUUCAAAAACCAGCUACUGAAAUCCAAAGUGUUACGGAUCUGGCGUGAACUGUUACUGCCAAGUAACAAACGGUAG